ACGUGACUCGGACUCCACAUGACUUCCCGUGGCCGAGCCCCUCCGGGAGAGCAACGACGCUGGGGAGCCGAGAUGGUCGGAGCCGCGCUGUCGCCGCGGUGGUUGCUACUGCUGCUGCUGCUGCUCCUGGCCUGGGCGCCCCCGGGCCGGGCAGCGCCGGACCUGGAUGAGAUCCAGUGCCUGCCCGGGCUGGCCAAGCAGCCAGCUUUCCGCCAGUACUCAGGCUACCUCCGCGGCUCCGGCUCCAAGCACCUCCACUACUGGUUUGUGGAGUCCCAGAAGGAUCCCAAGAGCAGCCCUGUGGUGCUUUGGCUCAACGGAGGGCCGGGCUGCAGCUCCUUAGACGGCUUCCUCACGGAGCACGGCCCCUUCCUGGUGCAGCCAGAUGGUGCCACCCUGGAGUACAACCCCUAUUCCUGGAACCUGAUUGCCAACGUAUUGUAUCUUGAGUCCCCAGCUGGGGUGGGCUUCUCCUACUCUGAUGACAAGUCUUAUGUAACCAAUGACACGGAGGUCGCCCAGAGUAAUUUUGAGGCCCUUAAGGAUUUUUUCCGCCUCUUCCCGGAGUACAAGGACAACGAGCUCUUCCUGACAGGAGAGAGCUAUGCCGGCAUUUACAUCCCCACCCUGGCAGUGUUGGUCAUGCAGGAUCCCAGCAUGAACCUUCAGGGGCUGGCUGUGGGCAACGGACUCUCCUCCUACGAGCAGAAUGACAACUCCCUGGUCUAUUUCGCCUACUACCACGGCCUCCUUGGGAACAGGCUCUGGUCUUCUCUCCAGACCCACUGCUGCUCUCAGAACAAGUGUAACUUCUAUGACAACACAGACCCAGAAUGCGUGACCAAUCUGCAGGAAGUGUCCCGCAUCGUGGGCAACUCCGGCCUCAACAUUUACAACCUCUAUGCCCCAUGUGCUGGGGGUGUGCCUGGCCGUUUAAGGUACGAGAAGGACGCCAUUGUGCUCCAUGACUUGGGCAACAUCUUCACUCGCCUGCCGCUGAAGCGGACAUGGCAUCAGGCACUGCUACGUUCUGGGGAUAGGCUGCGCAUGGACCCCCCCUGCACCAACACCACAGCCGCCUCCACAUACCUCAACAACCCCUAUGUGCGGAAGGCCCUCCACAUCCCCGAGCAGCUGCCCCACUGGGACAUGUGCAACUUCCUGGUGAAUAUACAGUACCGCCGUCUCUACCAAAGCAUGCAGUCCCAGUACCUUAAGCUGCUCACCACACAGAAAUACCGGAUCCUGCUCUACAACGGAGAUGUGGACAUGGCCUGCAAUUUCAUGGGGGACGAGUGGUUUGUGGAUUCCCUGAACCAGAAGAUGGAGGUCCAGCGCCGGCCCUGGUUAGUGGACUACGGGGACAGCGGGGAGCAGAUCGCAGGCUUCGUGAAGGAGUUCUCCCACAUCGCCUUUCUCACCAUCAAGGGCGCUGGACACAUGGUCCCCACCGACAAGCCCCAGGCUGCCCUCACCAUGUUCUCUCGCUUCCUGAAUAAGCAGCCAUACUGAUGACCACGGAGACUGGUCCCCUUCUGCCUGAUCCAGCCCCUCUUCCUGGCCCCUCCUGCUAGAAGGGAGGUCCACCUUUAUGCAAAAUGCCCCUGUGGGGCAGGUCCCUGCCUCCAGAACUGCUCCCCCGCCCCUGCCUCCCCCACAGCCCUCUGCCUCCCAGACCGGGCCCCAGUGCCUCACGUAGACAGCCUGGGGGAGUUAGCACUUUAUUCCUGACUGGGGUGCGGCCUGGCCCCCUCCCUUAAUGCACUGGAACACAGCAGAGCUCAGGACAGCCCACGGGGAGGGUGGACGGACUAAUUGAUGGAUUGAGUGUGAUUAUGGAAUUAAAUUGGGUACAGCUUAAAA
Lynx canadensis (Canada lynx) is the source of this 1863-nucleotide messenger RNA. It is a transcript of the gene CTSA, whose product is annotated as cathepsin A. The record is from RefSeq and is a predicted model, not a curated record. NCBI's taxonomy places the organism in Eukaryota, Metazoa, Chordata, Mammalia, Carnivora, Felidae. Gene Ontology annotation, molecular function: serine-type carboxypeptidase activity. The coding region runs from base 19 to 1512 and encodes 497 amino acids. The transcript is spliced from 15 exons. Gene Ontology annotation, biological process: proteolysis.